This is a messenger RNA of Fomitiporia mediterranea MF3/22, 2455 nucleotides long. RefSeq lists its product as uncharacterized. The transcript is spliced from 19 exons. NCBI's taxonomy places the organism in Eukaryota, Fungi, Basidiomycota, Agaricomycetes, Hymenochaetales, Hymenochaetaceae. The record is from RefSeq and is a predicted model, not a curated record. The coding region runs from base 1413 to 2216 and encodes 267 amino acids.
AGAUCAUAUGUUGCCGAAAUGGCCCAGGCAGGAAGCAUUUCACUCUUAUAGAGUACUUCGAGGCAACUGAAAUGGAGCGCGAGUGUGGGCUCAGAUGAUGCUAUACAAGUUGUGGCCGACGAACAGCAAUUUUUUUUUCAUAUACGCAGUAUCUCAACUUACAUCUCAAAGCAAGCGAACUGGUGUUCUUAAAACCGUCAAAGGUUGCCCAGGCGGGGCGGAAGCGAGCUGUCGAAUGGUAUUCCGUCCUCCGCGCAGGUCUCAUUAUAAUCGAGGAGGCGGUCCCCCUAAGACAAACAUGGCAAUGACAUCUCGCUAUGCUGAGACAACGGCGCCUCCAUGUAGAUAAGCGACUUCUAGCGCUCUUUGACGUCUCAGCUCAUACAGGAAUUCGUAUUCUGUUCACGUUCUCUGGCUCCCAUUAGUACUGCUAAACGACUACAUGAUGCUAGAGUUAUCUGGCAUUGAGUGAAAACGUCACAAUGUUACCUCUUAACAGGCCCUUGCGGAACUUUCUUCACUAACACAAGAAAAGCAUCAAAUCAGUGCACCUUUAACGCCCCGCAGUGCGGAGGCCUUCGAGAAACUCGCCUAGUUAAAACAAGCGCGAAGGUCACCAAGGCGCCGCGUUUGCAAGGACGAUGCAAACCUUCACACCCGAUAACGCCGAUGAUGGAAAUGCUACCAGAGGUAUGCUUAUAACAACUGUUGUUGACUCAAGGUGUCUGUUAUAUAUCCUUGGGACAAGAGAUAUUUACGUAUGUGGUUGUUGUAGAGAUACCAAGUGGAUUUCGUUCGCGUCUCAUGUCGAAUACUUCUGUGAACGCUAGAAUCUGUCUUAGCAGAUCGACUGUGACCCUACUGAGCCGAGUUGUUUGCUCUUCACCUCAUUAAUUUCCUAGUAGACUAAAAAAUUUUAAUAUCAUGGACCGGCAAACAAAGAAGUCAACAAUUUUCACAGUGUAGUACUCCGGUCAGAAUGUCGUACAUCUCGUUUGACACUUCGCCAACUUACUCGCUGUUAAGAAGCAAACUUCUCUGUAUGAACUCAUGAAUGACUCAGAGUGUCCGUGUUGGUUGAACAGCGAUAUGGUCAGAAGAUCGAUUAAAUAAUAUCGUAUUUCUUGUCCUUCCUGCAACAUGUAGACUAGUGAUUGGCUGGCAAAUGCUGAUGAUUCUGGAUGCGACUUCUUUUACAUAUUCCAAUCAAAUAAUCAUAUCGCCGCUACACUCAAUUUUAAAAUUCCAAACCAUGCGAUAUGGCUGUUCACUCAGCAUGGGAUUGCGAUUGGGUCGGGCAAAUGUUGACACUACCAUAGUUUCAAAUUACACGGCACGCAUCACCAUGCACAUUUCCGAUCAUAUGGGUCACUGAGGUUGCGACUAUAUUGGUAUAUCGCUUUUUAGAGAACAUGGAUGCGGCUUCGUGGCGUCAGCACGGAGUAACUACAUGCUUAGUUGCUCACGCGUUACCUUGUCAGGUUUCAAAUAGAUGCGACAAAACGUCCGAAAUAGCACUUCACCUGCAGGCAGAGAAAUAUUACGCUCUGGCGUCUUAUGAAAUUGAGAAGAUCUGGAGACGAAGAUUUACCGGAAUUACUAUAUUAUGGUUUCUUUUUUCGUUGCUUAUCUUGGCGUUGGCUGGAGCAACCAAGUGUAUUGAAUACAUCCGAUUUCCGGGUUAUGUUCUCGCCUUCCAAAGGAUUGUGGCAGUCACAAUAUUCAUACUUCGUAUGUAUUGUCUGUACCAGCGCGACCUUCGAGCACCUUGCAUAAUAGCGUUCUUUCUUGCAAUCGAAUUCUCAGUCAAGAUUGCGGCGCUGUGCAUAUGGGCGGAAGAGGUAAUUUUACCUCUCGUUCUCUCGGGGUGUAUAUUAGCUGUAUCAUCCGAGAAUGCAAGUAAAUAUAUUUGGAUAUGGGUGACAGAGGUCUUCACAGACUUAUCUGUGCUCUGUCUGACUUUGUAUCGAUCCCACGUCGUAUAUGGCUUUGUCGGUACUUGGAUGCAUGCUCCUUUAUGGACAACAAUUGUGAAAGACGGAACUCUCUACUUUGCCAUCAUGCUUGUCGUAAAUAUGACGACUGUGAUCUUGCAUUUGACCAUGCCAAGAUCUCAAGGCAAUAAAUGCAAAUUUCGGCACAAUUGCGAUCAGCCUUCUGGUCUCCAGGCUCAUCCUGAACCUCAAGGUCACAGCGUGCAGGACUCAUGGUCGUAGUUAUGAUCAGGGUUCCACUUACUCGUCUCGCCGUAUCGCACUUGAAGAAACGAUACUUGGAAACAUUGGAAAAGAUUUGGAAGGUGCUAGCGCAGCGUCUGGGUCGGACGUUACUUUGGAAGGUCAAGAGCUGCACAAUACUACGCGAAACUGAGGCAGCUUGUCUUUUCAAUUGAAGUUUCAAUAGCUGGUCUCCCUCUUCAACGCUGGCGUGGUCGGAGGUCUAGAACUUCUUAAAA